This is a messenger RNA of Cynoglossus semilaevis (tongue sole), 2579 nucleotides long. It is a transcript of the gene slc23a4, whose product is annotated as solute carrier family 23 member 4. NCBI's taxonomy places the organism in Eukaryota, Metazoa, Chordata, Actinopteri, Pleuronectiformes, Cynoglossidae. Gene Ontology annotation, molecular function: transmembrane transporter activity. Gene Ontology annotation, cellular component: membrane. Gene Ontology annotation, biological process: transmembrane transport. The record is from RefSeq and is a predicted model, not a curated record.
GAAUGGACGCACCUCGUUUAUGACAGUGAAGAAAAGAGAGGGGGAAAAAAAGCUCCUUCCAUUCUCUGUUGCUCGGUCAGAUGCUGCUAUUGUUCUAAUCAAGUUCACAUGAGCUGCUGGUGGGUCUCAAUUAAUUAGCACAGCAGUCCCAUGUCUGAACUUUACUCCCUCUGACCAUUCUGCUACUCCGCCUUCCUUGUUCCCAGCUUCUCUCCUUCCUCUUAUCAGACUCCUAAAUGUCACCUCCCCCUCUGGCUUUUAAACUUUUCUGGUGUUUACUGCUUCAGAGAAGUGCCCUACAAGCUGUGCUUCAUCAUGGCUCCAGAAAAGGAGAGCAACGGUCUGGAAAACUAUGCCUUUUCACUUGACGGACACUUCUGUGAACUACCUGAUGCCAAGAGUGAAGAACUGGACUCCUCUCUGGACGAAGACGACAAUAAACUUGUCUACUGUGUGACUGAUGUACCUCCGUGGUAUCUGUGUAUCAUUCUAGGCAUCCAACACUGCCUCACAGCAUUCGGAGGAAUAAUUGCCAUCCCAUUAAUCCUGUCUCAGGGACUGUGUCUUCAACAUGACGGCCUCACUCAAAGCCAUUUCAUUAGCACCAUCUUUUUUGUCUCUGGCCUUUGUACGCUGUUGCAGGUCACCUUCGGUGUGAGGUUGCCCAUCCUUCAAGGUGGCACUUUCACAUUGCUGGCCCCUUCCAUGGCAAUGCUGUCCAUGCCCGAGUGGACUUGUCCGGCUUGGACCCAAAAUGCAAGCUUGGUCAACACUUCUUCUCCAGAAUUCAUCGAUGUGUGGCAGAGUCGAAUCAGAGCACUCCAGGGCUCCAUAAUGGUAGGUUCACUUUUCCAAGUGUUCGUUGGUUUUUCUGGCCUCAUUGGUCUCUUUCUACGCUUCAUUGGUCCCCUCACCAUCGCUCCAACGAUCUCCCUCAUUGGACUGUCACUGUUUGACUCAGCUGGAACAAGCGCUGGCAACCACUGGGGCAUCUCUUCUAUGACCACAGCGCUGAUCAUUCUGUUUUCACAGUACCUUCGACACAUACCUGUGCCUUUUCCUAAGUACAGCAAGGCCAAGAAACUGCACACCACUCGUGUCUACGUCUUUCAGAUUCUCCCGGUUUUGCUGGGCAUCACAUUUUCCUGGCUCAUCUGUUACAUUCUGACCAGCUUUAAUGUAUUUCCUGCUGGCCCCAGGCAGUGGGGGGAGCUGGCGGAUUUAAAGGGAGAUGUUAUAGGCCAAGCUUCCUGGUUCAGUUUCCCGUAUCCAGGUCAGUGGGGCAAGCCGACAGUGAGCCUGGCAGGAGUAGUUGGCAUCCUGGCUGGUGUCAUCUCCUCCAUGAUUGAGUCUGUCGGGGACUACCAUGCCUGUGCCAGACUCUCUGGUGCUCCGCCUCCUCCUAAACAUGCUAUCAACAGAGGUAUUGGCGUCGAAGGACUGGGCUGUUUGCUGGCAGGAGCCUGGGGUACAGGCAACGGCACCACCUCCUACAGUGAGAAUGUUGGAGCUCUUGGGAUUACAAAGGUUGGCAGUCGCAUGGUAAUAGUUACAAGUGGAGUGUUGAUGAUUAUCAUGGGUCUGUUUGCUAAAGUGGGUGCUAUAUUUACCACCAUCCCAUCACCCGUGUUAGGAGGCAUGUUAAUGGUCAUGUUUGGUGUCAUCUCUGCCGCGGGAGUUUCAACCCUCCAGUAUGCAGAUAUGAAUUCAUCCCGUAACAUCUUUAUAUUUGGCUUCUCUAUAUUCUCUGGCCUAGUUAUUCCUAACUGGAUAAUGAAAAACCCAAAUUCGUUUGCUACAGGCGUGACCGAACUUGACCAGGUGCUGCAGGUACUUCUGACUACCAGUAUGUUUGUUGGAGGCUUCUUAGGCUUCAUCUUGGACAACACUAUUCCAGGAUCUAAGCAUGAACGAGGCAUUCUUGCUUGGAACAAAGCUCACGAGGAUGACUCCUGCAACACACUGGAAUGUGGAGAAGUCUACAACCUUCCCUUCAGCAACAGAUUUCGUUGGCCCUCCUGGCUACGGUAUAUACCAUUCUGUCCUCCUGAUGUCUCUGGCUCUUUAGAUGGAUCUGGAGCAGACACCAGCUCCUUGGAGACAAAGCAGCAGCUCGGGCACUCAGAGCCAGCACAGAUCAUUUGUAGUGUCUCUCUAUGAGCUGUUGCAAACUUAGUUUACAAGAACAUUAGCACAGAAGCAGUUCACGUUGUACCUUAAAUGCGUACUCCAUUAAAGACACUGUACUGUAAUAACUUAAAUAACUAAAAAAAAGAGGAAGGUAAAAAUUACUGGAUAAUAUAAUAAUACUGGAUUUAUUUUAAAAGUAUAUAAGAGUAUAUUGACACUGAAGGCAUGCAAAUGUAAGUAGUAGGGGAUGUAUAAGAAGCCUCAGUAACACAUCCAGUGUAUAUUUUGUACAUACAAAUACUCAUGUUUGAUUGAAAUUUGUGUUGUGUAUCAAAUAUUUUAUCAUCAAUCCCUUUACUCUGUUGAUGUGUUUUCUCUAUAAAAAUUACUAUAAAAAAAUAUUCUUUUCAGCCUUAACAUCUACUGAAAGUUGUUUUUUUUUUUUUAAU